Molecule: messenger RNA, 2529 nt
Organism: Camelina sativa (false flax)
Lineage: Eukaryota; Viridiplantae; Streptophyta; Magnoliopsida; Brassicales; Brassicaceae
Source: RefSeq, a predicted model, not a curated record
GUUGUCUUGUCUAUUUUCUAUAUAUUUGUUAAGGUUGGACUAAUAAAAUAUAAUAUAUAUGGCAAUGAGUUCUUAUAACAUACACGCAACUUUGAAGGAAACACUUCGGAGGAGUCCUUUCAAAUUCGCUAAUACAAAGGCUCCUCAUGCUGACCUAGGCGACAGUAUCUCUUCUACAAAAAAAGUUCCUAAACAAGAAGUUCCAAGUGAUCCCGUCAAUAACCAGAUUCCGUUAAGCGAAUCAGCUCUUUCCACAUCUCGGCUUCUCGGAAAGAAUACGAACCUAUAUUAUGAGUAUAUACAAUUAAGUAAAGGAAUAAGCCAAGGUCGUGUACAAGUGGUGAGGGACUUCUUGAACGGUCAUCCGGACGCAGUGGACGCAUGGAUAAACCUUUACGAGACACCAUUGCUAAAGGCUUGCGCUUGUGGGAAGCCCGAGAUUGUUAAAGAGCUUUUGCGUCGUAUGACACCAGAACAGAUGCUUCCCAAGAUGAGCCAAAACGCUUCGUACCACACGCCUCUCACUGUCAUUGCGGUUAGUGGAAACAUGGAGAUUGCUGAAGCCUUAGUCGCCAAGAACCCUAAGCUUCUAGAGAUUCCUGGAAUUAAUGGACAGAUUCCGGUUGUGGUUGCGGUUGAGAACACGCAGAUGGAGAUGGCUCGCUAUCUUUACACCAGAACUCCGGUUCAGGUGUUACUUGACGAUGAUGGAUAUCACGGUUCCUUGCUCUUUCUUAAUGCCAUCUUCUAUAAAACGCUCGACAUCGCGUUGGAUCUGUUCAACAUGAGCAGACGCUUAGCCGUCACAAAACACUCGCAAAUCGAGUCGAUUCCCAUCAUUGUCUUGGCUUCAAAGCCAGAUCUUUUUCCUGGUGACUGCUAUUUGGGACCAUUGACACGUUUCAUCUACUCUUGGAUACAAGUAAAGCUGCCAACUCUUCCAUUUCCUUCUAGUACAAACAAAGAUCAUCAGAGUAAGUUCUUCCGUAUACAUAAGCUUCAUGAAAAGUCUCUAUAUUCCUUUAAAGAAAGUGAGAAAAGUUUCGAUUUUUUCCCAGAUACUCUGAUGGGGAAACUGCUAAAAUAUCUUUCCAAAUGGACCGGAAUAGAUGAAGUGUACCAACUUAAGGUCAUGCAUCUACAAGCCAAGAAGCUUCUACAAGGAAUGUCAGAAGAAACAUUAGCCUUGGGCUCGAAGGAACGUUCUGAGACCGUGGAUGAGGCUUUACUAUUUGCAGUAAGGUAUGGGAAUGUGGAAUUCUUGGUGGAGAUGAUCAAGAACAACUCCGAGCUUCUAUGGUCCACGAGAACAAGCUCGAGCAGUACUCUGUUUCUCUUGGCCGUCGAGUUCAGACAAGAGAAGGUGUUUAGUCUCCUCUACGGUCUGGACGACAGGAAGUACUUGCUGCUCGCCGACAAGGACUGUGACGGCAAUGGUAUCCUUCAUCUCGCCGGCUUUCCUUCUCCUCCUUCCAAGCUCUCUAGUGUCGUUUGCCCACCUUUGCAGAUGCAACGCGAGUUACAAUGGUUCAAGGAAGUGGAGAGAAUCGCACCGGCGAUUGAGAAGGAGAGAGUAAACACAGAAGAGCAAACACCGAUCGAGAUAUUCACAAAGGAACACCAAGGAUUGCGAGAAGAAGCCGAGAAAUGGAUGAAAGACACGGCGACGUCAUGCAACGUAGUCGCGGCUUUCAUCGUCACGGUGACUUUGGCGGCUCUUAUCGUCACGGUCAUUUUCGCGGCAGUCUUCACCGUCUCUGGAGGCAACGACGACAAUUCAGUCUCAGUAGGUAGCCCCUUUCACCUACAUAAACAACAGUUCAUCAUAUUCAUCGUCUCCGAUUUGAUAUCUUGCUUCGCCGCUUGCACCUCCGUACCCAUAUUCCUCGGGAUACUCACCGCGAGAUACUCCUUCGACGAUUUCUUGGUCUCGCUUCCGACAAAGAUGAUCGCGGGACUUUCGAUACUGUUCGUUUCGAUCGCGGCGAUGCUUAUUGCAUUCUCGUCGGUGCUGUUCACGAUGAUGGAUAAAGAGAAUUGGAUCGUUGCUCCGACGAUCCUUUGCACUUGUUCACCGGCGCUACUGUUUGUUCUGCUUCAGUAUCCUCUCCUCAAGGAGAUGAUCUUCUCAACCUACGGCAAAGGAAUCUUCGACAAAAACAUGAAUUGUUGGGCCUAAAUUAAGACACUGAUGGGCCUGACUCGAAUUCGCUAACAAAAUAGUCAAGCCAAGUAAGGACAAGACUCAAGAGUCUUCAUUGAUCUUAACUCUUUGGAGAGUGUGGAAGACAAGAAACAUUCUCAUCGAUCUUAUUAUUAUUACUCUGUUUUUAAGCAGAGAGAUAGAUUCCUACAAAACAAAGUCAUAUGUAAACGAAAAGUCAAUGAACGUUGUUUGGUCUUGUAAUCUUAUCAUCAUCUCUUGGUGUGGUUCUAAUUUCCUCAUAGAUGUUGUCUCAAAGCUAUAUCCUUCACUAGUUCACUUAUCAUAGUAAUAUACAAUUCCGCACUUAAACCAUUCUCAAAACU